AUGACGUUUGCGAUUGAUGAAAUAAAUAAUUCCACCUCUCUUCUGCUGGGUGUGCAACUGGGUUAUGAAACCUAUGAUGACUGUUUUGAGAUACUGGCCUCCCUCCUGCCCAGCCUUCUAUUGUUAUCAGAAGACAAGAAUAAUGAGAUUGACAUUCUCUGUAAUUACACAGAAACCGUGAUAGCACUGAUAGGAUCUUGGGCAUCAGAACGAGCAAUUGUCACAGCCAAACUAUUCAGCUUGUUUUUAAUUCCACAUGUAAAUUGUGUUUUCAAGGUACCUCCAUCCUAUUCUUCCAAGAGCUGUGGCCUGGGGCAGAAGGAAAUUGCCAUCAGCCUUUAUUUCUACUGCUUUGAAUAUAAAGGUUGUCCAGGAGGAACUUUCCAGAACCUGGCCACUCUUCAUCCACUCUUUAACAUGCUUCAUGUUCAUUACUGGAUAGUUUUCUGUUGCAUCCUAAAUGGACAGUAUGAUACCUCAGCAUCUGACCGCAGCAGAGACCCACUCAGGCAGUUCCAGGCUGCUGGCGACUACGUACUUGGAGGGUUCUUUCCCCUUUAUUCCACUGAAGUACACUGGAUGAGUGAAACAAGGUCAGAGUCUGGAAAAUGUGAAAGUUUCCAGCUGAAUGGUUUCCACUGGUUUCAGGCGAUGAAGUUUGCCAUUGAGGAGAUCAAUAACUCCAGCACUCUCUUACCAGGUGUGACCCUGGGAUACGACAUCCAGGACACCUGCCUCAAGUCCUCAAUUGCGAUACAGUCAGCCAUUUCCUUCUUGACCGCAAAGGAUGAAAACAGAUUUAAACUGAAGUGUGAUUACACGAACUAUAGUACACGAGUACUCGCUGCUCUUGGCCCCUCUAACUCUGAGCUCUCCAAGGUGAUUGCUCGGCUCUUCAGCUUCCUCCUCAUUCCACAGAUUAGUUAUGCUGCUUCAAGCAAUUUAUUCAAUGACAGGACGAAUUUUCCAUCAUUUUACCGGACGGUUCCCACAGAUGAAGUCCAGGCAGCAGCCAUGGUGUCAAUGGUGAAGACAUUUCAAUGGAACUGGAUGGCAGUGAUUGGGACAGACAACAUGUACGGCCGAAGGGGAAUAGAACACUUUACCAAACUUGCUUCUGGAACUGGGAUUUGCAUUGCAUAUGAGGAAUUGAUUCCCUUGAAUUUACCUGGCUCCACAUUUCAUAGAAAAAUGGUGUCAGUCAUCAAGAACAUUAUCUAUUCACGAGUUAACAUCACAGCUGUAUUCGCUGAUGAACAUUAUGCCCAGACACUAAUGACAAUAAUCCUUGAGCAAAAUGUGACAGGUAAAGUGUGGAUUGCCAGUGAGGCUUGGGUCACCUCUGAAACAGUUGCUAGCUCCCCAAACAUCUCAAGCAUAGGGACCAUUCUAGGUGUGGCCAUUAAAAGUGGCCAUAUACCUGGCUUUGAAUGCUACAAAUCUGCAGCACUGGCCGUCAGGGACCUGCCCAGUCUGAAAUCUAAGAGAUGUGGGAGUGAAGGGAAACUUCUGAAAGCAGAGUGUAAUGAAUGUCUAACACAAUCUGUUGAUGAAGAUGCUGACGGUGAUAGUGAAGACCUACAGCGCAUUUCAUUUAAUGUCUAUGCUGCAGUCUACACUGUGGCCCAUGCACUCCAUCGCCUGCUCCACUGUAACUUGGGGAACUGCAGUAGGAGCACUAUUUACCCAUGGCAGCUCCUCAAAGAAAUUCCACAAGUUAAUUUCACUCUCCAUGGCAGAGUGAUUUUCUUUGACAAAUAUGGAAACCCACCCACAGGAUAUGAUAUAAUUAACUGGCAAUGGAGAAGUGGGAAUCAAAUUCCUGACUUCAAAAUGAUUGGAGAAUACAUAGCACAGCAGAAGGAGCUUCGAAUUAAUACAUCCCUGAUCCAAUGGAACACACCUCAGAAUAAGGUGUUUGAAAUCAUGAAUUUAGAAGGUGCUGUCAAAGGAGCCUUGGGGUGGAGAUAUUUGAUGCACAAAUCCCCCUCGUAUAGUAACAAUGUUUCCCUCCUCCACACAGACAAUCAGUGCAUUCCGUGCCUGAAGAAUGAAUGGUCAUUGCUGAAGAGUAUUAAAUGUCAGAAUAAAACAAUUGAGUUCCUACGGUGGACAGACACACUGGGUAUCCUAUUGGUCUCACUGACUACUGUGGGUCUUCUCAUCAUAGCGGCGAUAACCAGCAUUUUCAUCAUCAAUCUGAAUACUCCCAUGGUCCAGCUGGCUGGUGGUAAAACCUGUCUGGUGAUGCUGGUGUCCAUGACCAUCUCGUGCUGCAGUCUUUACUUGUUCAUGGAGAAGCCAAACUGGUUGCUCUGUACCAUCAGGCAGCCCAUUUUCUCAUUUGGUCUGACAGGCUGUCUAUCAGCUAUGCUAGUAAAGUCCUUCCGUGUAAGUGGCCUGUUAAUAGGGACCAGCUUUAGUGCACAAUGGUGGCCUGGGGUUCUGAAGUAUCUCGGGGUGUGUUCACUUGUUCUCAUUCAGAUCAUUCUGUGUUCAGUUUGGCAGUCCACAUCCCCUCCCUCUGUCUUUGCAAACUACAACAUCUCUGUGACAGUAAUAGUUGUGGAGUGUGAUGAGGGUUCUGUGACUGGCUUUGGGCUACUAAUGGGCUACAAUGGUGUGCUUGCUCUUGCAUGCUUCCUGUGCACAUUCAUGGUUCAAAGCUCAGCCAAAACCUACAACCUAGCACGGCACAUCACCUUCGCUAUGCUCAUCUACCUCAUGGCCUGGGUUUUCUUCAUCCCAGCCCAUGCCGCAGUGAAAGGCAAGUUUGUCUCCUCUAUACAGCUGUUUACAGGUCUCGUGAGCAUAUAUGGAAUCAUCACCGCCUACUUCCUGCCUAAAUGCUACAUUAUCCUCCUUAAACCUGAGUUCAACAGUGAAACCUACUGUCGAAACCCGAUGGUCAAUCCUCCACCCAACACUGAAUCCCAGUGA
This is a messenger RNA of Chiloscyllium plagiosum (whitespotted bambooshark), 2940 nucleotides long. NCBI's taxonomy places the organism in Eukaryota, Metazoa, Chordata, Chondrichthyes, Orectolobiformes, Hemiscylliidae. The record is from RefSeq and is a predicted model, not a curated record.